Blumeria graminis f. sp. triticale is the source of this 885-nucleotide messenger RNA. Lineage: Eukaryota; Fungi; Ascomycota; Leotiomycetes; Helotiales; Erysiphaceae. The record is from the annotation of a GenBank genome assembly.
AUGCUCUUUGAUCUCAAUAUUCCUUGGACACCAACAACCUCAUUAUCAUCGCUCGAAAAAAUUUUAUCCUUUCAAUCCGAACUAGGAUAUAACACAAUCGCACUAUCCUAUACCCAAUCUGAUAAAUCAUUGCCGUCGAAGCUUACGAACCCGAUACCUAUUGAUCUUCCAUUCAAUAUUCCAUCAAAAACUGUUGUCUUGCGCAGAUGCACGCUUACCCUUUCCGAUCCAGCACACAACCAUCGUCUCUCGAGUCUCGCUUCUCUCUACGACAUUCUAGCUAUCCGUCCAACAAAUGAAAAGGCUUUUCUCGCAGCAUGUCUCCAGACCUCAGAGCAUUCCAUCAUUUCACUCGACCUUACUACCCGCUAUCCCUUUCACUUUAAGCCCAAAAUCCUAAUGACUGCUAUUAAUCGUGGAAUUAUGAUAGAAAUCUGCUACAGUCAAUGUAUCACUGCGGAUACAACAGGCCGUAGAAAUUUUAUCAGCAACCUGUUAAGUGUUACUCGCUGUACUAAGGGAAGAGGCUUAAUAAUAUCAAGUGAGGCUAGUAAUGUGAUGGCGUGUCGAGGAGUUGCAGAUAUAACUAAUUUACUUGGUGUGUGGGGUCUGAGCCGAGAGAGAGCUGUAGAAGGGUUUAGUCUCCACCCUAGAGGUGUUGUUGUCAAUGAGAAAUUAAAGCGAUCUGGGUACAGAGGAAUCAUAAAUGUCAUAGAUGGCGGCCCGAGUGACCCCUCAUCAAAAUCUAAAGAGAAAAGAGGUAUAGAAACAGAUAGAGCCGAAAGUAGCUCAUCUUUAAGCAAAAGAGCAGCAAAACGAGCAAAAAUGAGGGAGCAACAUGAAAAAUUGACAAGCAUGGGCGCAGGUGAUACAUUACUGCCUUGA